CAACGAAAUCUGGCUUCACUUCCGGUAGACCGGCGCGUUGGUCCUUGCUAUUGGCUCUUUUCUUCACUUCCCAUAAAACCCUGCGUUGUCAUUUCCUUUUCCCUUUCAGCCAUUUUCCGCUAAGGACGGAGUGAACAACCAUGGCUCCCAGCCGGAAUGGCAUGAUUUUAAACCCUCACUUUCAUAAAGACUGGCAGAAGAGAGUGCGCACCUGGUUCAACCAGCCUGCCAGAAAGCUCCGCAGACGCAAGGCCCGUCUGGCAAAGGCUCGCCGCAUUGCUCCAAGACCAGUUUCUGGACCUCUCCGACCAGCAGUCAGGUGUCCAACCAUCCGGUAUCACAACAAGGUCCGUGCCGGACGUGGUUUCUCCCUGGAGGAGUUGAAGGCAGCAGGAAUCAACAAAAAGGUGGCCCGCACCAUUGGCAUCGCCGUUGACCCUCGUCGGCGUAACCGAUCCACAGAGUCUCUGCAGACCAAUGUUCAGAGGCUGAAGGUGUACCGCUCCAAACUCAUCCUCUUCCCGAAGAAGGCUUCUGCACCCAAGAAGGGAGACAGCACUGAGGAGGAGCUUAAGAUGGCUACACAACUCACUGGACCUGUCAUGCCAAUCAGAAACGUGUACAAGAAAGAGAAGGCCCGCGUAAUCUCAGAGGACGAAAAGAACUUCAAGGCCUUUGCCAGUCUGCGUAUGGCCCGCGCCAAUGCCCGUCUGUUCGGCAUUCGUGCCAAGAGGGCAAAGGAGGCCGCCGAGCAGGAUGUCGAAAAGAAGAAAUAAACGUUAAUUUGUAAGAAACUGUCAAAAAGAAAUAAAUGUCUAAAAAAAAAUCUUUUGUCUUUGGAGUCAUUUCUUGGAAAACCUUUAUACUGUGUGGACUUCUAUUGUCUGGUUUGUAAAGGAUGUCAGUGUGAUGUUUGAAAUGGCACUUGAUUCUCAAUCUCAAGUGACUUUUUAUUUGGAAAUACUUCCCAGCAUUGCGAAAGUCAUCUGCUUGUUUUCUGCUGAGCAGACGCUGAUGAAAUGUACAAAAUGAAUUUCACAAAAGUAUCUUACAAAUACAGUAGUGGCCAAAAGUGA
Messenger RNA from Ctenopharyngodon idella (grass carp), 1076 nucleotides. It is a transcript of the gene rpl13, whose product is annotated as ribosomal protein L13. Bases 141 to 776 code for a protein of 211 amino acids. Gene Ontology annotation, biological process: translation. Gene Ontology annotation, cellular component: cytosolic large ribosomal subunit; ribosome. The record is from RefSeq and is a predicted model, not a curated record. Lineage: Eukaryota; Metazoa; Chordata; Actinopteri; Cypriniformes; Xenocyprididae. The transcript is spliced from 6 exons. Gene Ontology annotation, molecular function: structural constituent of ribosome; RNA binding.